AUGCCCAUGCUAAUUUCACUCUCUCUCUCUCUCUCUCUUAUUUUUUUGCUCCUUCUUCUUCUUCUUCUUCUUCUUCAUCUUCUUCUCCGCCUCGCGCGCCUCGACCUCCCUGUGUUAUCGGAUCGGGUGCACAAGUGGGUGCGGGUCUUGGCCUUGCAGCGAUUUCUUGCUACCGAAGUUUGGCAGCAUUUUGCUUACCCCGUGCUGCGCUCACAUGUCAACUUGUGGUUUACUCGACUGUGGUGCGCAGACAAGGCUGAUGAUUUGGAGCCCCGCAAGCGGUUUGACAUUCAUGCCAGCUGCAAGGUGACCGACCCCUUCCAGCGGGAUUCCGGAUCCGAGGCCCUUUGGUGUCUUCGCAUCAGCUUUACCAAGGCGCAGGCCAACCAUGCCAGCGGCGUCAGCAAUCAAGAAUGGCAGAGCGAGGACGAGGAGGAUGAAAGCAGCCCACCCGUCGGCAGGAAUUCCUCGGUGCAGAGCAAGGGAUCCCGCAGCAAAGGCACACUUGAGGUGGCGGUGGCCUCCUACGAGCUGGCUGCUGCAUGGGUCUCAGCCAUCCGUCAGUGCGUGUCCAACGUGCGCCGCUCCAUCAAGCGGCAAAAGAAUAAAGCAGAACCGUCGGGCUCACUUCAGGACAUGACCUCCUCAUCGGAGAUGAUCAACAGUAGCCACACAAACCCCAUAAUGACCCCCGACACCGAAGGCAGCUGCACACCCCACAUUAUUCGCGAGCCUGACUACGGUGAUAUCCCCGUUGCCUUCCGUCACAUCAUGGACAAACGCAGCAUCGAGUCGCCGCUCACCUCGUCAAAUGUGGUCGUUGACCGCAUUGACAACGGUCUGGCCAUCUAUCGCGAGGAUACCCAGGACGAAGAAAAGAUUUUCGAGUGGGAGGUCCUGCGCCCCUACAACCAAAAUCUGUACCUAAGCCUCUUUCUCUUUGCCAUGACAAUCGUUUUACUCUUUGGUGUGCCCACUCACUCGUCAAUGGUCAAGCUGCUCAUCCUCUUCCUGGGCUUUGGUGGCGCCCUCUACGCGGUCUUGCGCAAUGUGCAGCGCAUGAAGGGCCUCAAACCCGUGUUUCUGGCUGGCCACCACGUUCGAGGUGCGCCCCACGAGGUCAACGAGACCCUGUUGGCCACAGAUCACACUCGUCUACUCUGGGACGGUGCCAAUGCGCAGGUCACCGUGCUUGAGCGCCGUGACGAACACGUGGAUGUGGUGCACAUCAGGCAACGUGCCGUCUUCUCCUGGCCAUUUUGGUACAAACCACGUGACAUGGUUUGCCUGCGCUAUUGGGCUCGCGAGGCUGAUGGGAGCUACGUCAUUGUCAUGCAGUCCACCUCGCAUGCGGAUGCCCCUGUGACCUCCAACUUCGUGCGUGCCGAGGUUCUGUUUUGGAGCUAUCUCAUUUGCCCCCUCAAACCAGAGUACUUGGAGAAGGGCAGUAAGAUGAUGAUGACAUCUUUCGUCGUGGAAACCAUUCGGCUGGAUCCCCGAGGCAUGGUGGCUCAUCUCCAUCCUUUUCACCACUUUUCCUAUCCUUUCGUGGCGCCGCUGCUGACUGAUCUCAUGGCCCUGGCUGGCUACCUGCGUUCCAAAGAUUUCGUGGAUGCCGUCUCCCGGAGCCGGGUGGCUGCAACACCCAGUGUCUCCGCCGCCCCUACAAGUUCAAACACAGGAUACACCCAACUUGAUCGCGCCGUAGAGAUUGAGGCUUUGGCCAACGGUGUUGAUCUGGACGUGGACGACAGCACGCCUUCGGUGUCGGACCUAUCCCUGGAUGAUGGAACUGAGCGUGCCUCAGGGCUGCGGCAACGACGCUCCAAGAAAAAUCGCUCGGCAUUUCCCACGCUGAACAAGCCGAUGCAACUUCCUACCACUCCCACAGAAGCCAAGGCUGCGAGCCAGCUCUGGUGGGUCGAAAGCGACCUUGUCAAGGGCGUGCCACGAGAACGCUGCACCUUCUCGUCAGCCAGCGUGAUGGAGCCAGACGCCACCAAGUAUUCGAUCCGCGGCCCCACCUACUUGGAAGAUGGCAUCAAGAUACCCGCGGCCCCAGCCAUGUUUCGCCUCGUGGCCGUUGACAUUUAUUCCUUUGAUGACCCCAACGAUUGUCGUAACAUUGGCUCGCGAUCCACAAUCUGUCGCGAAGCCGAAGCCAUCACCGACCCCAUUGAGCGUGAGAAGCACUUUACCUUUGUUGCUGUGAUCAUUCCAUCAGCCCGCAACUUGUCCGUGGUGAUGCAUUAUCAACCCCUGGACCCUGAUUGGCGUACCAAGCACCCACGCUUCAAUGAACUUUUUACCAACUUUAUGAAUGGCAGUGACCAGUACCGUAAUGAGCGAUUCAAGCUAAUCCCCGACAUUGUCAAGGGCCCCUUUGUGCUUCGGGCCUCGCUGCGUACACGCCCGGCUAUUCCUGGCACCAAGAAGGUGGACAUUGGUUACUACGGCGGUAGCAACUGGUUCGAGGUUGACAUUGAUGUUUCGGGUCAGAACAAAGCCAAGUACCUUACUUCACUGGCCUUGCCCGUGGCAAAAUCCCUCAUCGUGGACUUGGCCUUUUUGGUUGAAUCACAACAUGUCGCCGAACUGCCUGAGCAAAUUAUUGGCGUCGUUCGUUUCGACAAGACAGACCUUUCGCAGGCCAUCAAGGUGCCCAGGGGCGUGACGACGCUCCCACCCCAGGACGCCCCCACCGCCCCGUAG
Monosiga brevicollis MX1 is the source of this 2712-nucleotide messenger RNA. RefSeq lists its product as uncharacterized. The record is from RefSeq and is a predicted model, not a curated record. Gene Ontology annotation, molecular function: lipid binding. Lineage: Eukaryota; Choanoflagellata; Craspedida; Salpingoecidae. The transcript is spliced from 3 exons. Bases 1 to 2712 code for a protein of 903 amino acids.